CCUCCUCAAGAAAUUAUUUCCUGUUGAACUUCUUGUCCCCAGACCUUCUCUUUGUUAGCUACAUGUUCUUCCAUGAUGAGUUGGAUGAAGUGUUGUGUGUUCCCCCUGGUGCUGCUGUGCAUGUGGCAGCUGCAAGAAGGAGCACACGCCUGCACAUGUGUUUAUGACCACCCGCAGAUGGCGUUUUGCCAAUCCGAUGUCGCCAUCAAGGCAAAGGUGGUUGCAAGGAAGGCUGUUGGCGGUAAAUUUAGCGACAACAUCAAGUAUGACAUCAAACAGACCAAGAUAUUUAAAGGCCCCAAAAGACACUUUAAUACCUUCUACACUGGAUCCUCCUCUUCAGCAUGUGGUGUGAAUCUGAACAAAGGUGUACAAUAUUUUAUCACAGGCCAACUUCAGACUGACGGGUCACUGCGCGUGUCAUCCUGUAACUACGUUGUUCCCUGGAAAAGAAGCCACAAGAUCCUGGUAGAACGUUAUAAGAUGGGCUGUGAUUGCCAGAUCACUCGCUGCUAUGGUGACCCGUGCGGGGACCGCCAACCAGCUGGGUGCUUGUGGACGGCCUGGCUGACGGGGAAUAACCAGUCGGACAAACAGUCUGCUUGUAGAAAAAGAAAUGAUGGUUCUUGUGUCUGGUACAAGGAGGACGCCUCACCCACAAAGGGUUAAUGGAUUAAAGACUCCAAAAUCCCCACCUUGCAGGAAAUAAAAGAAAAAUCACAAAUCUA
Molecule: messenger RNA, 728 nt
Organism: Nerophis lumbriciformis (worm pipefish)
Lineage: Eukaryota; Metazoa; Chordata; Actinopteri; Syngnathiformes; Syngnathidae
Product: metalloproteinase inhibitor 2-like
Biological process (GO): negative regulation of membrane protein ectodomain proteolysis; negative regulation of endopeptidase activity
Cellular component (GO): extracellular matrix
Molecular function (GO): metalloendopeptidase inhibitor activity; protease binding
Source: RefSeq, a predicted model, not a curated record